AUGGGAAGAGAUGUGAGUCUAGCUUUUAGUGUAUUUGGCUAUUGCAGACAUGUCAAAUUUCCUGUUGGUUGUGCAACUGAAGAUCUUGAUGACUGUGUAUCUAAACAUCCUGAAGGUUGGGCAACUGAACGUCUUGGUAACUGGGCAACUGAAGGUUUUGAUAAUGGAAUCAAAGAUACUGAUCUUUGUGGAUAUGAAGAUACUGAUGAUAGUGGAAUUGAACUGUGUAGUGUUUGUGGAGUUGAAGAUCUUGGUAAUGGUGCAAUUGAAGAUCUUGAUGCUGGUGAAACCAUAUAUCUUGGUGGUGGUGGAAGUGAAGAUAUUAAUCUUGAUGGAACUGAAGAUCUUGGUGAUUGCACAUCUGAUGCAGAGUCAUUUAGAUCUGUAACUGCAGCCCUCGAUUUAAUUCUACGUGAAGUUACUGGAGGAGAUAAAGUCAAAUUUCCUGUUGGUUGUGCAACUGAAGAUCUUGAUGACUGUGUAUCUAAACAUCCUGAAGGUUGGGCAACUGAACGUCUUGGUAACUGGGCAACUGAAGGUUUUGAUAAUGGAAUCAAAGAUACUGAUCUUUGUGGAUAUGAAGAUACUGAUGAUAGUGGAAUUGAACUGUGUAGUGUUUGUGGAGUUGAAGAUCUUGGUAAUGGUGCAAUUGAAGAUCUUGAUGCUGGUGAAACCAUAUAUCUUGGUGGUGGUGGAAGUGAAGAUAUUAAUCUUGAUGGAACUGAAGAUCUUGGUGAUUGCACAUCUGAUGCAGAGUCAUUUAGAUCUGUAACUGCAGCCCUCGAUUUAAUUCUACGUGAAGUUACUGGAGGAGAUAAAGGUGGAGGCAUUUCCUGA
Molecule: messenger RNA, 837 nt
Organism: Rangifer tarandus platyrhynchus (Svalbard reindeer)
Lineage: Eukaryota; Metazoa; Chordata; Mammalia; Artiodactyla; Cervidae
Source: the annotation of a GenBank genome assembly